Messenger RNA from Actinia tenebrosa (Australian red waratah sea anemone), 1688 nucleotides. RefSeq names its product very-long-chain (3R)-3-hydroxyacyl-CoA dehydratase. The record is from RefSeq and is a predicted model, not a curated record. Gene Ontology annotation, biological process: very long-chain fatty acid biosynthetic process; sphingolipid biosynthetic process; fatty acid elongation. Gene Ontology annotation, molecular function: 3-hydroxyacyl-CoA dehydratase activity. Lineage: Eukaryota; Metazoa; Cnidaria; Anthozoa; Actiniaria; Actiniidae. Gene Ontology annotation, cellular component: endoplasmic reticulum membrane.
CCGCAAAGCAUGAUGUUCAAGAGCAGCGGAUCCAAGAUGGCGGUUCCACUGACUCCAAUAGUUCGAUGGGCACAAACCAAAGAAAGAUUAUACUUAACCAUUGAACUCUCUGAUGUUCAGUAUCCGACGAUUGAUUUGAAUGAAGACCGGUUGAUAUUCAAAGCUUAUGGUCAUGGAGCAAGGGGUGAAAGUAACUAUCAACUUGAAGUGAACUUCCUGGAGCCAAUAGAUCCAAGUGCCAGCUCCCAUUCCCUGCUGGAGAGAUAUGUUGAUUUUAGUAUUGCAAAGUGCAAAGGAAGAGAGUUUUUCUGGCAGCGUUUAGUCAACCAGGAAAAGAAACCACACUGGCUGAAAAUAAACUUUGAUAAAUGGAAGAAUGAAGAUGAUUCUGAAGAUGACAAAAAUGAAAAAGAACAAGAAGAAGAAGAUCCACAAAUAAAGAAAAUACUGUUUGAGCAACGAUUUAAGAGAGAUUAUGAUUUACAAGUAGAUAAAGCAAAACAAGAUGUUUUGAGGUUCAUAAAGAAGUUUUAUUUGGUUUUAUUCAACUUGAUGCAAGCCGGGUUAUUUAUGUACAUUGUUGUGAAGAUGCUUGCAAGACUAGCCACUCAGGGUCUAGCUUCAAUCCCAGGCACAUAUGAUGCUGUUAGUGAUGUGUUAGCGACCUGUCAACUGGCUGCCAUCAUGGAGUUCAUUCAUCCAACCAUAGGCCUGGUCAAGACUAGUAUACUUACACCAUUCAUGCAGGUUUCUGGGAGAAAUCUUAUCUUGUUCCUUGUGCUUGUGCCAAAUAAAGAACUCCAUGAAGAUCCUGUGGUUUUCUUAUUGUUCUUAGUCUGGUCUCUCAUUGAGAUUAUAAGAUAUCCAUUCUAUAUAGCACAAACACUGAACAUCCCAAUUGAGCCACUUAUUUGGUUGAGAUAUUCAGCUUGGAUACCCCUUUAUCCUUUAGGAAUCCUCUCUGAAGCAACACUCGUUUGGAAGGCGAUUCCACUAAUGGAAAAAUCCCAGAGAUUUUCAUUUUCUCUUCCAAAUGAUUUUAAUUUUAGCUUCAGUUUUUCUCUUUUCCUCAAAUUCUACCUUCCAUUUCUUUUUUAUGGUGGAACAUACAUGAUGAUCUACAUGAAUUCUUUGAGGAGUAGAAGAUAUGGCAGGAAAAGGAAAGCUGCUUAAGAAAAACUGAAAACAAAUAAUUAUGCCAAUAGGCUAUUUCUGGUGGUAUCAUUUACUACCUACAUGUGCUUCAAUCCUUUCUUGUUCAAUUUUUUAUUUCCUUGGGAAAAUAGUAACAGAGUUGGUGUGUAUCCUGGAGGGUUUCAGUUGGUGGUAACACAUCACACUAUAAUGCAAAUAACUCACUCUUAAAAUUCUCACGUUUUAGUUAGUCCAAUCUAAACAUUCCUGAACAUUGUGUAUUCUCAUUUUAAAUCAAAGUAGUUAAUUUCAGGUCAUCCGAAAGGAAUUGAAGCCAUGACUAAAAGUGAUUUAACUCAGCCCAUAAAAGGAAGUUGUGUAAUUUGUCUAACUGUCAAGACAAAACGAAAGUAAAUAUUUAAAUUAGUAUGUACUAUGUAUUGUUUUCUAAUUAUUUUCCCCACAGGCCAUGUAAAAUCAAAUUUAUAUUCAUCUACUUUACAGCACUAGUCUUGAUCAAGUUGUAAUAUCUAAUAAAAAUUUACCUACACUGG